GUCUGGCUGCUGUACGUCUCUGUGUCCAAGUGCUUCUCCGCUACAUACAGCUGCUCUAGAGACUUUUGCUCUUACAAAGUUUAUCAUUAAUUUACGGAUGGUGAACUUUUCUGUGGAGUUUUUGUUGAGUAGUAAUUGUCUUGGUUGUGAAAAACGACGUAAAGAUCCGUGUUUCCUCGAAGCUAUCAUGCUGAACACCGAGGAAAGUUCCUGGUUAGCGGGGUCUCGGCUGCCUUGCUCCAUCCCUCAGGCUCCAGGGCCUCUGUGGUGUUCCGAUGCCCCUCACCCACAGCUGAAGAUCCCGGGUGGGCGAGGGACUGUCAGGGAUCACUCUCUCGGCGUGCUACUACACAAGGAUGAGAAGUUAACAGUAACGCAGGCCGCUUCAGUGAGUGGGAACCCCUCUCUUCUCCACUUCCACUACCAGCUGAGUGAACGCCGCUCAGCCUUCUGGGAUACGGCUCUAUCAGAGGACAGCCUUUUCCUGGAGAUCCCUGUCGGGCCACUGGCGGAGGGGAGCAAGGAAGGGCUAACCGCUCUGCUCGAGUUUGCGGAAGAGAAGCUCAAAGUUAACUAUGUGUUCCUGUGGUUCCAUAAAAACAGAGAGGAUCGAUUGUCCAUCAUCAAGACGUUCCACUACAUUGGCUUUGAGAUGGUGAAGCCGGGCAAUCCCAUGGUACCGGCCCGGCCUGAUCUGGCCUUCAUGAUUUACUCUCUGGACAACAGCAGCUCAGACGAGGAGUGACUGCCACAUGAUCUCCUGACACCUCCCUCCCUCACUCACCCACCCUCCCCUCCCCUAAAAGAAACAUGCCCUCUAUCCUUGUUUCACUCAUGCAAUCGAACCCGCCUCCACUCUCUCGCUUUGACACAAACCCCUCCUCCCCCUCAGAAAGCCUUCAUCACUGACUGGGAGGUGUCACCCUUCCCUUUUUACAGACUUGUCAUUUAAGGGGGUGUUUGAGGUGGUAGGAUUUCCAUGUGACGCAGACACGCCCACCUCCCCCCUUUUCCCUUCCCUGUGGAUAACUGCAGAUUGGGGGGAAAUAAGGGAACGAUGAAGGUUGAACUAAGUCGUCACAUGCGCUGUGGGAUGUGGGCUUUCUUUUCUUCCUGCUUGGUGGUUCCUCAAACAACUGUUAGACGUUCAGGAGAAGGGGGUUUUAUAUUAAAAUUCAGCAUAUCUCUCAUCUGACAGCUUCUACCUUUUAAAAUAAAAGACUUUGGUUUGUCUUUGUGUAAUGUAUGCCAUGCAAGCUGUGUUGAUGGGGGUUAAAGGAGGGAAUUAUGGUUUUUGGUAUAGUUCAUAAAAUGAUGUUUUGCUUUAUAAUAUAGAUAGGUGAAAGCCUGAUCUGUUACAUUUAACAUUAAAGCACAUGUAAACAUUUCUUUAUACUUCUUCCUGAAAUAUGUCAACACAUCAUUCCAGCACAUGCCACUCACUUUGGUUUUUUUUUUUUGUUUCAUCUGUCCAAAACCAUCUUGCCACAAAUGUGGAAAUAUGCUGCGAGUCGCUCCAGAUGUGUCAAAGCUAAGACGCAGUGUGUUGAAUGUCGCAACAGGGGUAACGCCUUCUCUCCUGCAGUAACUCCAGUGUGAGUUAUUGACGUGCCGGAGAGGAGAGCAACCUCACUGUUGUUCCACUUUGUACGUAACGAACAGAAACAAACACCUGCGAGGUUAUUUUUUCAAAGAUCAUAAGCUGAAUAAUUGCAGGUGUGAGGUGGUGAGGUUUAAAGCUCCACUUGCUGAUAUUUUCCAUUAAAAUGUACACAUGAUGUUUAAAUCUUGUGAAGCUGUAACCCCGGUUUGUGGAUCUCAUUUAUCGCCUCUACACUCGAGUCACAGACCUAAGCGUCUGAAAUUACCCUAAUUACCCAUCGAUCUUUGAAAAACCUAGACGGUCAUUUAACAGCAUUUAACAACUUGCUUCCUUGUAAGUUGCGGUUGAAUUUCUUAUCCAGGAUGGUCAGACGUCACAGGCACAAACGGGCUGGUUGAGCUUCAUUCAGCCCUGUAGAGCCAGUCAGUAAUACUAUGCUGCACCGGUUGAAAGCUCGAUUGAAAAGGGGCUUUUUGUGCCUAAAAGAGAAGAGUGCAAUGUUAAUAUUUUUUACUCUUGAGUCUUAUUGAGGAAUGUGUUCAUUUUACUUUUAUUUUUUUUCCACCCAUGUGGAUUGAAACCCAUGCUAUGUGAGGAAAUUAGCUCAUCACAGGGUACAACCAGAGAACUUCAGGUGAUUGACAUAUAUGCAAUUGGAGUUAAAAUGCAGGAGGGAUCCUGCAAAGGUUUUUUUUUUUUUUUUUUUUUUUUGUACUCUUAACAACAAAACGCCAAAGAAUCCAUUCUGUGUCUGCUGUCAAUUCAAACCCUCUUGCUUUUAAAAUGUAUCUAAUUUAAACCUAGUGUGGUAUGUAAAGCAUUAUUAACCUACAUUCCCCAUGCCAGCCAUACUUCACACCUCAGAGAAACAUGGUGGUAGUCUGUUCAUGCUGGGGUUGGGACGGGGUGGGGUUUUUUUGUUUUUUUUUUUCUUCUGCAUGUGUUCAGAUCAUAUGAGUCUUCAUUGCUACUGAUUGAGCCCUGACUAUAAGCUGUUAGGAAAUGUCAAUAUUUGAAUUUUCUCAGAGGUAUAUUUUUAUGUAUGUAUAUUUCUCAAACAUUUAUUGUGAUAGUUUAGGGAUUUAUUUUUUGUUUUCAGUGACUAGUUAGCAGCCAUUCAGUGACAAUCCACACUUGUAUACUCUGGAAAUUUUUGUCUUGGGGUGGGAAAAAGACAAUAAAAGUUAAUAUCUAAA
This is a messenger RNA of Seriola aureovittata, 2799 nucleotides long. RefSeq names its product ornithine decarboxylase antizyme 2a (gene oaz2a). Gene Ontology annotation, biological process: positive regulation of protein catabolic process. Lineage: Eukaryota; Metazoa; Chordata; Actinopteri; Carangiformes; Carangidae. Gene Ontology annotation, cellular component: nucleus; cytoplasm. Gene Ontology annotation, molecular function: ornithine decarboxylase inhibitor activity. The record is from RefSeq and is a predicted model, not a curated record.